GUUUCGAUUUACGUCGCGUAUUUCGAGAACAUAACAUGCCGUAAGUACGAGGACUGCCUGUACAAUUCUUUUUCUUUACUAUUCCGCUUCCUUACCUUGGUCUGUGUCAAAAAGUAAUAGUAUUCUGUUGUGGCAUACGCUCUGCAUGAACUGUGGUCUGUGAUUUGUGAAGCUAAGCUAUUUAUAUAAAAAAACCAUCUUGCUUAAGUAGCAGCUUAAUAUGAGCCUAAUAAUUAAUUGUGGAAACUAAAACAAAAAUUUUGUUUAUAAAAUCAAAUAAACUGUUUAAAAAAUUUAAAAUCAUAUCAUCCAACCCAAGUAUUUUAUUUUUAAAUAUAUAACAUUAUUUAACCAACUAAAUAAAAUGUCCAAGAGUAUAGAUUAUGAUAAAUCUUUAGAAUACUGGGCUGAAAUCCCACCUACAGUUGAUGGAGUACUUGGUGGUUUUGGAUAUAUAUCAAACGUGGAUAUAAUUGGCUCUACGCAAUUCCUUAAUAAUCUAUUCUCACAAGAAAAUGGUCCUGGAAGACAAAUCGCACUCGAUUGUGGUGCUGGUAUUGGUAGAAUUACAAAACAUUUGUUAGCUCCUCAUUUUAACGAAGUAGAUGUCAUUGAACCAGAUAAAAAGUUUCUAACCGAACUAUUAAAUUAUGUAGGAGAAGAUAGUAAGAAAGUAGGAACUUUAUAUCACAGUAGCUUGCAAAAUUUUCAGCCAGAAAGAAAGUAUGAUGUUAUUUGGAAUCAAUGGGUCUUAGGUUAUUUAAAAGACGAAGAUUUAGUAUCUUACCUUAUUACUUGUAGAAAAUCUUUGACAAAAAAUGGAGUAAUCAUUGUUAAAGAAAAUGUAACAUCAUCAGGAUUUACAGAACCGGAUGAAGCAGACUCAUCAAUAACAAGAUGCUUAAAGCAAUAUAUCACAAUAUUUAAAAAAGCAAAUUUAAAAAGAAUUAAACAAUGUAAACAAACUAAUUUCCCAAAUGGAAUAUAUCCUGUUUACAUGUUUGCCUUAAUUCCAGACAAAGAUCAUAGUUCUGAUCAAUAAGGAAAUUAUUUCAUGAAUUUCAAAACAUGUGAAAGUUUUUAGAUUCUUUGCACUUUUAAUAAAGGUAGAAUGAAAUUA
Pieris rapae (cabbage white) is the source of this 1120-nucleotide messenger RNA. Its product is annotated as N-terminal Xaa-Pro-Lys N-methyltransferase 1-A. The record is from RefSeq and is a predicted model, not a curated record. Gene Ontology annotation, molecular function: N-terminal protein N-methyltransferase activity. Gene Ontology annotation, biological process: N-terminal protein amino acid methylation. Lineage: Eukaryota; Metazoa; Arthropoda; Insecta; Lepidoptera; Pieridae. Bases 365 to 1042 code for a protein of 225 amino acids. Gene Ontology annotation, cellular component: cytoplasm. The transcript is spliced from 2 exons.